Molecule: messenger RNA, 675 nt
Organism: Thelazia callipaeda (thelaziosis nematode)
Lineage: Eukaryota; Metazoa; Nematoda; Chromadorea; Rhabditida; Thelaziidae
Source: the annotation of a GenBank genome assembly
AUGGUUAUGAGUAAAUGGUCGUUACUGGAAAGAAACCGUAAACCACGUCAAAUUCGAAUGCGCACUAAUGCUGCGGGACGUCAAAAACAACAACGUGUACGUAAACUACGCUUACAACAUUUAUUGAAAGAAUCCACCUCGUCCUCAGCAGGCAUGUCUCGAUAUUCAUAUGUGGCCAUGAUUUCACUUGAAACGUUUUACAGUGUAUUUUUUUCGUUUCAAGAAACUAGAUCAACAGUGGAUAAUUCGAAUAAUAUAAAAACCAAAACGGUAGCAUGGCUGCAAAAUCCAGAUGUAUCUACUGAACCUAAGCAAGAUAUCGUCGAUGAUGACGGCGAUUCUAGGGUUUCAAACGCGGAUUACUUCCAUGCUAUCGUGCAUGCGGUUGCACCCGGUCCCCUAGAUAUUCCUGCCAUUUAUCGUACUCAUGCCAUUAUACCUUCUGCAACUCAGGAGAAUAUUUCAACUGCAGUUUCUUUAGCUCCAGAAAGUUUUUUCAAUAAAGGUGACAAAAAAGAAUCAGUUUACAUUGAAAAAACUGAUAAAAUCUCACUGAUCAGUGCUAAUUAUACGACUGCAAAAUGUACACUCUAUACUGGUAUCCACUGGAAUGCAACUACUAAUUUUGGUUCUGAUCACGUUGGUAAACAAUCAUUACGUAAGUUUAUUACGUAA